Molecule: messenger RNA, 1367 nt
Organism: Elephantulus edwardii (Cape elephant shrew)
Lineage: Eukaryota; Metazoa; Chordata; Mammalia; Macroscelidea; Macroscelididae
Gene: RNF121
Product: ring finger protein 121
Exons: 9
Coding region: 1-984 (327 amino acids)
Cellular component (GO): endoplasmic reticulum membrane; Golgi membrane
Molecular function (GO): metal ion binding; ubiquitin protein ligase activity
Source: RefSeq, a predicted model, not a curated record
AUGGCGGCAGUGGUGGAGGUGGAGGUUGGAGGAGGUGCUGCUGGGGAAGUGGAGCUGGAUGAGGUUGAUAUGUCAGACCUGUCCCCAGAAGAGCAAUGGAGGGUCGAGCAUGCACGCAUGCACGCCAAGCACCGUGGCCACGAAGCCAUGCACGCCGAAAUGGUUCUCAUCCUCAUUGCCACCUUGGUGGUGGCCCAGCUACUCCUCGUGCAGUGGAAGCAGAGGCAUCCCCGUUCCUACAAUAUGGUGACCCUCUUUCAGAUGUGGGUUGUUCCCCUCUAUUUCACAGUGAAGCUGCAUUGGUGGAGGUUCCUAGUCAUCUGGAUCGUGUUCUCUGCCAUUACUGCCUUUGUGACCUUCCGAGCCACCAGAAAACCUCUAGUACAGACAACCCCAAGGUUGGUUUAUAAGUGGUUCCUGCUGAUCUAUAAAAUCAGCUAUGCCACUGGCAUCAUUGGCUACAUGGCUGUCAUGUUUACUCUCUUUGGUCUUAACUUACUAUUCAAAAUCAAGCCAGAAGAUGCCAUGGACUUUGGCAUUUCCCUCCUCUUUUAUGGCCUCUACUAUGGAGUUCUUGAGCGGGACUUUGCAGAGAUGUGUGCAGACUACAUGGCAUCUACCAUAGGGUUCUACAGUGAGUCGGGCAUGCCUACCAAGCACCUUUCGGACAGCGUGUGUGCCGUGUGUGGGCAGCAGAUCUUUGUGGAUGUCAGUGAAGAGGGAAUCAUCGAGAACACGUAUAGGCUGUCCUGCAAUCACGUAUUCCACGAGUUCUGCAUCCGCGGCUGGUGCAUUGUGGGCAAGAAGCAGACGUGUCCCUACUGCAAGGAGAAGGUAGACCUAAAGAGAAUGUUCAGCAACCCCUGGGAGAGACCACAUGUCAUGUAUGGGCAACUGUUGGAUUGGCUUCGGUACCUGGUAGCCUGGCAGCCAGUCAUCAUUGGCCUGGUACAAGGCAUCAACUACAUCCUGGGCCUGGAAUAGUUAGGAAGAAGGAGCAUCACAGGAGAACCCACCCACCCACCAUGGACCUUAGGGCACUAUCCUUCCUGCCCACAAAGCAUCCUGGGUGGGAAAGACUCACAGGGGCAGUUGGGCCACUCAGGAUCCCCUCUGGCUGUGUCUGGACUGGGGAGGGUUAUAAUGGAGAGCCAGCCAGUGGGCUGCCAGCAGUUGGGGGCUUUUUAAAAGAAAACUAUUUUGAUGAAUAUAUUUAAAAAAAAACCCCAAAACCUUUUUUUAUUGUGGAGCAUAUAAAUUGCCCCCAACUCCUCUAGGCCUAACUCUUCUGCUUGUGCAGAACCACUUUUUUUUUGGUGUGAAGGGGCCUCAUCUCUGAGAUCACUGGUAGGUUCUCAAGUAGCUGA